UUUAACGUGCUGCUGUACUGAUUACACGUGUUUUUUCGAAGCCAUUUAUAGUUUUCUGCUAAAAAAGUGUUAAUUAACAUAAAAUAAUUUCAUUAAAAAUGGCCGAUGUUGUAGAGAAAACCGCCGAGCAGGUUGAGGAAGUUGUCAAAGAAACUCCCGCUCCUGUCGAAGAAAAGAAGGCCGAAGAAGAGGUACCCGUCAAAGAAGCCGCCGCCACCGAAGAAAAUGGCUCGGAUAACGAAAAGAAAAUCAUACAGCAAGUGGAAUACUACUUCGGUGAUGCUAAUUUGAAUCGUGACAAAUUUCUUUUGGAACAAGUUGGCAAAGAUGAAGACGGUUGGGUGCCCAUUAGUGUGCUAUUGACAUUUAAACGUUUGGCGUCUCUCAGCACAGACUCCAAUGUCAUUGCCGAUGCUCUUAUGAAGUCCGACAAUGGUUUGGUUGAGGUCAGUGAUGAUAAGUUGAAGAUCAGACGUCAUCCCGAGAAACCCAUUCCUGAACAUAAUGAGGAGAGACGUAAGGAGAUUAUGUCACGUACUGCUUAUGUUAAGGGUUUCCCCUUGGACACUGAUAUCGAUACAUUGUUGAAAUAUUUUGCCGACUUCGAGAAAGUAUCACAUGUUAAUAUGCGUAAAUAUUUGGAUAAACCCUCGAAAACAUAUAAAUUCAAGGGCAGUGUUUUCGCAACAUUCGACACUAAGGAGCAGGCAGAGAAAUUCAUUGAAAAGUCUGAGCCUGAAUACAAAAAUAACAAGUUGGUCUGCAAGUGGCAAGAAAAGUACUUGGAAGAAAAACGUGAAGAACAAAAAUCCAAAACCAACAAAAAGAAGGAAAAGAAAGAAAAGGAGGAAGAAAGUGCAUUUGUUUUACCAAAACGUUCCGUUUUAUACUUUGAAGGUGCCAAUGAAGAUGUUACCAGAGAAGUAAUUCGCGAGGCUGUUGAAAAAGUCUCCGCAGAUUUCGAUAUUGCCUACAUUGACUUUAGCAAGGGCGAGAAGGUCGGUCAUCUUCGUUUUACCGAAGAAGAUACAGCUGAAAAAUUCUUGGAGAAGUUGGAAGAGAAAAAGCUUAAACUUAAAGAAGACUUAUCUCUCGAAGUACGUACACUCAGUGAAGAAGAGGAAAAAGCUUUCUUGGCUAAAGCUGUUGAAAAUAUGAAAAAUCGUCGCAAUCAUUUCAACCAGAAGAAGGGUGGUCACCAUCAUCAUCAUGGACGUAAACGUCGUGGUGGCAAUAAUGAUCGUCAUGAUGACAAGAAAUCCAGAAAUGAUGAUUAAAUUUCAUUCCCAUUCAGUCUUACCCACCAACCAACAAACACUUUUCAUUUAACACUCCUCCUCCUAACUAUUUUUAUAUAACGAUAUAUAUGUAAUCUAUAAACAAAAUGUGUUUUUCUAUAAACAUAUAGUUUAUAUUAUAAUUAAUUUAUAAUUUAAAUUAACAAAAAAGAGUUGUUUUUAGUUUUGAUGUCUUAUUUUCUCAAUGAAUAUUUUCACUUUUUUCGUGAUGUGUGAAACAAAAUUUUCUUUUUAGAAAAUUAAUGGUUUUUUAAUAUUAUUAAGAAAGUUUUUGGAUCUUUUUUUUAUAUUAAUAUGAGUAUAAAUAUAUGUAAUUGUAUUCUUAAUGAUAAGAAGUUUAUUUUUGUUUUUUUACUGAUAAAAAACAUUUUAUUCAACCACAAAAUAAUAUAUGACUUAAUAAAAAACAGAGUUCUUAUUAAAAAACUAUAAUAA
Molecule: messenger RNA, 1733 nt
Organism: Calliphora vicina (urban bluebottle blowfly)
Lineage: Eukaryota; Metazoa; Arthropoda; Insecta; Diptera; Calliphoridae
Gene: La
Product: La autoantigen-like
Exons: 3
Coding region: 99-1277 (392 amino acids)
Biological process (GO): tRNA processing
Cellular component (GO): nucleus; ribonucleoprotein complex
Molecular function (GO): mRNA binding
Source: RefSeq, a predicted model, not a curated record